AUGGCAUUGAAUGCUUUCAAAUUGUGUUGUCCAUACGAUAAAUGUAAUGUCGAAUGUCUCAUUCGAGACAUUGUAUCUAUACUUGGUUUUCAACAAGCGAAUCGUCUUGCACUGAUUGCCUUCAAAAUUUAUAUUCGAUGUCCACAGAACGAUCUUGUUCAAUGUUUUGGAAACGAUUGUGAUCAGGUUUAUCGUCCAUCGACAUAUUCAUCAACAUAUUUAUGUGAUCAAUGCAUGAAAAUUUAUUGUAUACCAUGUAAAGCUGAAUAUCAUUUUGGCAUAACAUGCGAACAAUUUCAACAAUUAGAAAAAGAACGGAAAGAAAAGGCUCUUCUAGAAAAGAACUUGGGCAAAUUGCCUUUCAAAAAAUGUCCAAAAUGUCAAACGCUUAUCGAAAAAUUUGCUGGUUGUAAUGCCAUGAAAUGUACUCAAUGUACCAUUGCCUUUUGUUGGCAAUGCUUAUUUACAGAUGAUAAUGAUGUUCACUAUCAUUUUAAUGACGAAAAAUCAUCGUGUUACAAUCAUUGUUUUGACGUGGAUAUUAAGUAG
Rotaria sordida is the source of this 549-nucleotide messenger RNA. The record is from the annotation of a GenBank genome assembly. NCBI's taxonomy places the organism in Eukaryota, Metazoa, Rotifera, Eurotatoria, Philodinida, Philodinidae.